GCGCGCGGCCCGACGGGAGCGGGUACGGGGAGCGUCGUUUGAAACACGGGCGCUGUGACAGAAGCAGCGAACCGUCACCAAACUGGAUCUGGAACCUGAGUUUCAGUUUUCGUCCAGAUUAAGAGAGCAUGUUGCUCAAAGGCCCUGACUCACCUCCCAGAUAGGAACCCUGACAGUCCCAAGGCAGGGACCUAGCAUAGAAACACAGAUGGUGGAAGAUGAAACUGAGACGACAAGUGAAGAUCUGCCCCCUCAUCUGCGGGAAGAACCUCCUGAAGAUGCCAGCAAGGACCAUCCGCAGCAGCAGGCGGGGGUGAUCUGGAGAGUGACGGGCGGCCUGUUCAGCAUCACCCGAGGAGCGGUGGGGGCCACGCUGGGAGGAGUCGCCUGGGUGGGCAGCAAGAGCCUGGAGCUCACCAAGACGGCUGUGACCAGCGUCCCUGCUGCAGGCGUUGGACUGGUGAAAGGCAGCGUCUCAGCCGUGACCGGCGGCGUUGGAGCUGUGGGCAGCGCAGUCGCCGGCAAAGUCCCUUUCACCACAAAGAAGAAGGACAAGGCUGACUAAUCCCCAUCACAGCCCCUUUCCAAAAGAUCUCCCUGCCCGUACUCUCCCCCACACAGCACCUCUUUGAGUUGGAACCAGCCGCUUCAGGGAGGGUCAAGCACCCGAGCAGACUUUGGCAGCAGCCUGCUCAGCACCACCUGCUUGGCUCAGGGCUCCCAGAGCUGCUGUCUAUGCCUUUCACUCCCAUCACCUCCUGGGAACCAUCUCUGCUCCAAGGACUUCAAAGGCACAGUUGUCUCUGUCGUAUGGUUUCCUUCCUCCCUUCUUCCUCUUGUGAGCACAGGGGGUGGGAGAGGCUCUAUCUGCCUGGAGCCGGGGACAAGGGGACAGGGUGAGUUACGCCUGUCUCGAGGUGUGGGUUGUGCAGUUGAAUUCAGCUUCAUCAGGGAAGACAGCCUUUGAAACAGCACUUCCUUCAGCCCUGGGAGGUGUGCUUGGGGGGUCUGUCUGGGGGAGAACGGCAGAAGAAAGUCCCAUUGACACAAAGGAGAGAUACUGUGAAAAGGGGGAAACCUCAUUCCUACCCUGCAUCUUUUAGGUUUUCUUUGCAGGGCCCACCCACAAGCUGCUCCCAAUCCCUCACUCCCUGGCUGAAUUGCACCCUUCAGAGAAGGUACCCUCAAUCUCAACAGAGCAGCUCCAGCUAUUAGGCCACAUGAGAGUAUCACAUGUCCCAGGGCAUCAACUUCUAUGUGGAUUUUUUCAGUGGGAGGCAUGAAAUCUACUGUAUGUUCCCACUGGGGGAGAGAGCUGCCAGUAGCAUCUGCCAGGCAUCUGUGAUGUUACAGCGCAGGUAGUGGAUGUCCCACUGGUGAGAGAGGAGAGGUGUCCUUACAAACCACCUUACAAACGACACAAACCAGCCCCUGGGUUUGACCCUUCAAGUCCUUGCAGUAUCCCCAUCUGCUAAAGGGACACUUUGGCUCUAGGCCACACUCACUCCACAGAUGUCACUGGUAACCACAAGCAAGCAUGUUCCCAAAUGCCACCCAAGUUCUGCUCCAGGGAGGGAGGGGAGGCUGAGAGCCUCACUCUCCUGUGGCUCUGCACCCCUGGAGCGGUGCUUGGCUGGGAGUGGGAUGCACUGCUCUGGGGGAACAUGUCCCUGAGGAGCUGCAGCCCGGCUCCUCUGAACCACCAUAUUGCACUAAAAGCCCACCCAAACUCUCAGUGCCGCAGAAACCCAGACACCUGCAUCCAUCUGGGAGCAAUAGCCAUCCUCAAUCUGACCCGUGAUGCUCGGGGGUCGGUGACAUCGUGCGCUCACACACACACACACACGUGCACACACUCACACUCCACGGUCCCCUGCGAUUCUCGGGAUGAGGAAAGCCGCAGGUUCCAACGUUAACUCUGCCUUCCCUGGCUUUGGCAGGUUAGUAGCCUAGGUUGUUAGCUGUUGGAUGCGUAGGCAAGUGAAGCAGUGUUUGUGCUGUGUUAUAUAGAUAUGCAUAUGUGUUAGCGUGUGUGUAUGUAGCAACCCACAGGCAUGUUUUCAGCCAGGUGAGCAAAACUGUGCCACUGCCGUGGAGGUUCACAUCAUCAUCUUUGGCACUUCUGGCAUGUAGGUUUGUAUAGGGUCCUUGUCACAGUAAUCACAGUUCAGAGGAAGAUGUCCUCUCUGUGGCCCAACAGCUUAGUUUACUGAAACCAAAGGAAUGUGAACAAUCUCCUUUCUCCUGUCUGUGCCGUUUGUUUACUUUCUGCCCUAUCUUUGGACGUCGAAGCCAACUUCCUUGGUUUUCAUUUCCUCUGCAGGCUCAUUGCAUUUCCUGGCUGCCUAGGCCUCAAACAUCAGGGAAUAUUUAAGUACAAGUCAUCCCGCUCCCCAUCCUGACUGAAUGUUCUCGGUCUUGUGAAGCCGUUUUGAUUCUGACCUUUAUUCUAUCCGCAUUUUGGGGCCGCCACAAGCCGCUGUGUCCCUGUGCUCAUCAUGCUGCUGUUAGGUUCUCCCUGUGCUCCUGGCUGGGCCGCAGACCUGCUGUUUGCAGUGGGAAGAGCUUCCUGAUCUCCACACUGUUUUACUUUGGAUAGCAUGAGAGAGGUUUAACCUACAUCUUUGUUUCUAAAGAGGAAGCGGCGUUCAGUAUGAGUGCGCAUUUCCUCUCCUUGUCUCCUUUGUUCUUGUGAAGGCCAAGUUGACCCAGAUGUGUUGGUUCUGUCUCUGACGGCAGUAGCUUCACAGAAAGAUCAGGUCUUGUGUGCCUGCACUUUUGCUGGGAUGCUCAUGGCAGUGAGCAAGACCAGAAGAAACCUUUUCUGUUCUUCCUUUGUAGUGAAUGCCCUGCAAAGCGGGAGGGCAGUUUGCACUGCAUGGAUCUCUGCUCACCGCUCUCCCUCAGUGUGUCUCAUUUCUUAUUCCAAAUCGCAGACUGCUUCUGAAUCCAUCUCUAGCCCCAAAGCUAAAAGCUGCUUGUGCAUAACUGGCUGUGCUGUCACCAGCCCUCUUGGAAAGACACAGUUUCUUACCCACUGGGACUCCUCACUACCUCUCCAAGGCUUUAGGCAGGAGAAGAUGCUGUGAAAGAGCUUCACAUAACUAGGCACCUCUGGACAGAUGAUGGGAAGCUGAUGGUGCUCUGGUGACCAGUGUCCCACAUAGGCCUGAUCUUCCUGGGGAAGCAUUAGGUCCUUCUUGAGCUAUUGUCUGCAGGCAUGGAAAACGUGAUAAAGGUGCAUUGAGAAAGGCUGUAGGGGACCUAAGGGUUUUCCAUCUUUGCAGUUCUGCUCUUUGGUGAGUCCCUGCAGUAAAUGGAGUGAAGCUCCCCAUUUGUUCUCAUUUGAGGGAUGGCCUGCAGAAGAGGUGUGAGGGAAAAUCCCAGCUUGCUCUGCUGUCCUUUGAGCCCAAUUAAGACAGAGCUCAUGCACCAUAAAUAGCCAAAAAAAAAAAAAAAAAAAAAAA
Messenger RNA from Coturnix japonica (Japanese quail), 3467 nucleotides. Lineage: Eukaryota; Metazoa; Chordata; Aves; Galliformes; Phasianidae. The record is from RefSeq and is a predicted model, not a curated record.